CAGUCUGGCAGCCCAAGGGGCACGACAAUACGUCUAAUAAGCCAUUUCUCAAAAGUAGAAGAUCGUUCUGUUCUUAUUUUCUGUAACUAGGUACAAAUGUUUCCUACACAAUUCAUCGUGAAGCCCAUUUAGUCGGAAAUCUAUCAGUGGGCAGCGGAAUCAUACCACACAAUAUUACCCUGAAUGCAAGCAUGGUGGAGAAGCUCGGUCAUGGCUGCCACAACUUCACCUUAGCUGCAUCUAACAGGGUCACAACCCGCACGGUGUCUGCUCAUCUAGAGCUGUGUCUGCUGCAUCCCGUUGAAGGCCUGCAGGCCUCUGUGAUUGCGGAGGAAGACGUAUGUCCUGACUCCGGUGAUCUCAUCAUUAACAUUUCACUGGAGCGAGGAGCCCCUGUGGAGCUGCUCUUCACACUCACUGGAGCUGAGGACACUCUGUCGGAGAGCAGAGACAUGCUCGCUGAUGGCUUGCAAACUUACACAUUCUCCAGCCCACUUAAAGGAUCUUUGCAAGUGAACGUAAGAGCCACCAAUGGCCUUUCAUCCUCUGAUGUCGAUGUGGACUUAGACAAGAUUCUUGAGGCUUGCCAGAAUUACUCUGACUUUUCACUGGACAUCGAUGAACAUACAGCAGAUAAUGUGAGUGACAGUGACUCUGGUGACUUAAAAAUAAUUGCUACUCCUGACACUUUGGUUGACUACACUCAGAGGGUUACACUGACAGUAACUGGAACGGAAUCACUGCCUAGCAAAGAACUGGCAUACGAAUGGGAAUGCAGAGGAGAUUGCAAAUGCAAAAACAAAGCAAUGGAUGAAACUCAUGUGAUUGAACGAGACUGCCUCCCAGAUCCAUUUGAAAUGUUCAAAUACAUUUUAAGAGUGAAGAGAAGGACUUGGUUUAGGAAAUGGGCUGAACUUGGAACAGCUUCUAAAUGUGUCUCUGUUGUUCCUUCAAAAGAACUCACAGAUGUCACCAUCAGCUGUGAUAAUUGUGCUUCAAUAAAUGUGAAUGACCAGGCAAAGCUAAGACUGAGCUGUGUGACGACUUGCCCGCCUGUAGUUUGGUAUAUUGAGGACCUUAAACCUUUGACAGGUAGCCUCGGUAGAUGCUACUCCAAAGCGGGAAGACAGCCCCCUACGGAGAAGCACGAUGGCAGCACUGAAUAUACCGUUCACAGCCAAUAUCUAAAAGUCUCAAGGGACAUGCAGCAAAACAUCACUGUAAUUGCUUAUGACAAGAAGGAGCCCGGUUUUGUCAAAUACACACUUCCUAUACCAGACCCCGAGCCAACUGAACCACCUACAAACCUAGUAUUCACAACUGAUGCACCGAUGGAUCCCUCAGUGCCCUCAUGUAGCAUCUCCCCACCGUCAGGAACUGUGCUCGAUGCUUAUGACAUUACCUGCAAAACAACUUCUUUCUGCUCUACAGGCUGUCUCUAUUGCUUCAAGACCAGCACAGGCACACAUCUACGAUGCAGUACUUCAAAUGAGGUGAGGUCACUCUUCCUGCCUCUCGGAGAUGCCAACAACAAGUACAGUUUGUCUGUUGUGGUGACUGUGAAAAAUGAACGAAAAACAGCAAUUUCAACUGUCGUCACUCAGGUACGGAAAAGUGACUCCAGUGCCUCCGUUAGCACUCUCCAGUCUGCAGUGGAGGACUCUGUGAGUCAGUUAGAGCAGCAAGGUCUGCUCACUGGUGAGGCGCUUGGACAAAUAUUUGCUUCCGUUUCCGAUAUGCUGAAUAUAGUGAGUGGCCAACAUCAGAAGGACGAGCGGUCAAAGCUGAGAGAGCAAAUGCUGACCAGAAUGAGUACAGUUCUGCAGGACUGCCCCAGCAACACGACUCAGGAAGUGCAAGUGACCGCCAGAGCUGUGGCUGGACUCACGCAGCGCUCAGAGGAGCUCAGUCCUGCUGCUCAAGAAGAAGCGGGUUCUCUGCUGGUAGACCUCAGCUCCUCCCUCAACAGUAUCAGCAUCAAUCAGCAGAGCACAGAUGAUGUAGAACUGGUGCAAGCAGCUGCACCCAUAGUUGAAGCAGCCAGUAAUAUUUUGAAUGUUUCAUCAAAUAAAAAGGUCUCAGAGUUUCUUCUGACUGGGAUAAAUAAUGUCCAGAGUGCUCUCCUGAAUAACAAAGAGCUGAACGGAGAGCCUGCCAUCAUUGACUCUGGUCAAAUCAGUGUGUAUGUGAACAGGAUUUCUCCAAAAAGCAUGCAAAUGCUGGAUAUAAAUGCUCAGAAGAACAGCUCCUCAAGCUUUUCCUUCCCUGCUCUUCCUCCUCAUAUUGUCUCUCCAGAUGAGCCAGUGGACGUCAGAAUGAUGAGUUUUGAGAAGAAUCCAUAUUCUUGGAAGGAGGAGAACAUCACAGGAACUGUGGGAUCCGUUUCCCUCACCAGAGUGAAUGGCAACGUCAUACCUGUUGAGAACUUACCUGAAGAGAUAGAGAUUCUCCUACCCCGGCUUGACAGUGGACAGGAGAACAGCACAGUCCUGGACCUCGCCAAUUUCAGCACAUUAAUAAUUGACGUUCCCUCUCCGGAUGUAACACUGGUGCUGAAAAUUGAUCCUUCUGAAGACAUUUCCGUCAUGCUCUUCCUGGGAUAUAAAGAUUAUCCAAGUGAUAAGAAUUAUGUAGCCAAGACAAAGAUCCCUAUAGAGAACGCAAGAGAAGAAGAACAAUUUACUUGGGUGCUGAGUCCCAAAGACAGAACAGAAGAUGUUGGUGUGCACUACCUUGUUAUAAAGCCCAUUGUAGAGCCAGGAAUCAAAUCCAUCAACACCAGUGUCACUGUCGUCUCCAUUGCUGCCCAGUGCAAAUACUGGAAUGAAACUGGGUCUUUUUGGAGUGAGGAUGGCUGCAGGGUUGGUCCACUCACCACACCUUUGGUCACUCAGUGUCUCUGUAACCACUUGACUUUCUUUGGCAGCUCCUUCUUUGUCAUGCCUAACUUGGUGGAUGUGUCACGCACCGCUGAACUUUUCGCUACAUUCACAAACAACCCCGUGGUGGUGUGUUUUGUCGGAGCCAUUUUUUGUGCUUAUCUAUUGGUGGUGGUAUGGGCGCGCAGGAAAGACGUGCAAGAUUCAGUCAAGGUCAAGAUAACAGUUCUUGAGGACAAUGACCCCUUGGCUCAGUAUCGUUACCUGCUGAGUAUUAACACAGGACACCGACACGGUGCAUCCACUUCCUCUCAGGUAACCAUAACUCUGCUGGGUACAGAGGGAGAAAGUGAGCCCCACCACCUGACGGACUCAGAGAAGCCUGUGUUUGAGAGAGGUGGGGGGGACAUGUUUCUGCUGACCACACACUUUUCUCUUGGAGAGCUGCAGAGCAUAAGACUGUGGCACGACAACUCAGGAGAUCACCCUGCAUGGUAUGUUAGCAAAGUGAUGGUGCAGGAUCUGGAGACUGGUCAAAAGUGGCACUUUCUCUGUAACUCCUGGCUGGCUGUAGAUAUGGAAGAGUGCACUCUCGACAAGGUAUUCCCAGUAGCAACGGAGAUGGAUCUGAAGAGAUUUAGUAAUCUGUUCUUCAUGAAGACAGCCAAGGAUUUCCGUGACGGCCACAUCUGGUUCUCUGUCAUUAGUCGACCUCCGUGCAGCACUUUCACACGUGUGCAGAGAGUGUCCUGCUGUUUUUCCCUACUGCUGUGCACCAUGCUGACCAGCAUCAUGUUCUGGGGCAUCCCCACAGACCCCUCUGAGCAGACGAUGGACCUGGGUCACAUCGAGUUUACCUGGCAACAGGUUAUGAUUGGAGUUCAAAGUUCAAUCAUCAUGUUCCCCAUCAAUCUGCUCAUCGUGAGUAUCUUCAGAAACACUCGUCCUCGAGAGAAAACCACCAAAGCAGAUUCAAAACAGGGGAAGACUGUCCGAGUUUCUCCCUCACUGACGUCGUCCCCACAGAAAGAGAUGAAGGACAUCACACCAGAUACUGUGAUGAAGGACAUAAAAAAAAUCGCUCAGUCACUCUCAAAGGCCAUGAAGAGCCCACUGCCACAUCUGGAGCUCCAUCAUGGUCAGCAUGCUGACAUCAACAGUCUGCUGUCUCUGGUGGAGGACAUCAUCAGACAGCAAAACCAAGCAGCUGAAGACUUCUACACUGAUUCUUCAAAAAAAGAUCAAGCUAUGAUCCUUAGUUUGGGUGCAGUGAAUCUGCAAGAAACCAGGGCGUGGGAGCGCUCUGAAAAAACUUUAGAUCUAGCUCAGAAGAAGAGCAACAAGAGCCGGUACCUGUACAGACAGCUGCAGCUUGUCGAGAAGGAGCUUGGUAUGUUGGGACCUUCUCAGUUUCUAAAUCCAGAAAGCUACAACCGAGCCAUGCAGCAAGUUCAUGGAAUGAAGGGGCUCCUGGAAUACCACCUACCCAUGUCAAUCCUGGAUGGAGACAAGCUCAGCUGUUUCCCCGGGCCAGAUGAGAGUCAUGCUGGGAAGAAGAAGUGCUGCCAAGGAGGGCUGCCGUGGUGGUUUGUGUUUAUCGGGUGGAUACUGGUGAUCGCAACCAGUGGCGUGUCAGGAUACUUCACUAUGAUGUAUGGGCUGACUUACGGGAAAGACCGUUCUAUAAGCUGGCUUAUCUCCAUGGUGGUCUCCUUUUUUGAGAGUCUCUUUAUCACCCAGCCUUUAAAGGUUCUUGGAUUUGCUGCUUUCUUUGCCCUCGUCCUGAAGAAAGUUGAUCAGGAGGAAUAUGAAGAACCAGCCAUAGAAGAAAGUCUCAGAAACCCAGACAAUCCUGAUGCAGUCCAGGCAGCAAGAAGAGACAGCACCUGCAGUUUCUAUAAACCGCCACCUCCCACUGAUAUCGAGAAGAUGCGGAACAACAUGAUUAAAGAGCAGAAAGUCUUUGCACUCAUACGGGAGAUUGUUGUCUAUAUGGGAUUUAUGUGGAUGUUACUCCUGGUGGCAUACGGUCAGAGGGACCCCAAUGGCUACUUUCUAACCCAACACAUUCGCAAGAGCUUCAGCAAAGGCAUCUCAGACACAAUGAGCAUUCAAGAUGUGUUCAACUGGGCAAACACGACUCUGCUGAGCAACUUGUUUGGAGAGUACCCAGGAUUUAUCACUGAUGGAAACUCAAAGCUUAUGGGCAACGCUCGUCUCCGCCAGGUGAGGGUGCAGAAAAACUCUUGCCACAUAGCUCGAUCCAUGCGGGAGUCUAUCCCGGACUGUCACACUACGUACUCAUGGGAGUUGGAGGACAUGGGCUCCUACAGCCCAGGUUGGACUCGACCUGUAGGUCAUAAUGCUUCAGCGAACAUUCACGACCCGUGGAAGUACAAGUCUCAGCGUAAACUGAGGGCCUACCCCAUCUGGGGAAAUGUAAAGCUCUACAGAGGAGGAGGAUUUGUGAUGGAUCUGGAGCCAGAUUUACAAAACUCCAGCAGAACCCUUCAGUAUCUUUAUGAGAACACCUGGUUUGACGUGUACACCCAAGCAAUCUUUGUUGAGUUCACUGUGUACAAUGCCAAUGUCAACCUCUUCUGCAUGGUCACACUCAUGCUGGAGACCACAGCAACAGGAGCUUUCCAGUUCCGCAGUGAACUUCAGACUGUGCGUCUUUACCAGUCGACCGGUGGCCUUCACAUCUUUGUCAUGGCCUCUGAAAUCAUCUACUUUCUUUUCAUCAUCUAUUACAUGUUUGUUCAGGGAAAGCUGAUGAAGAAACAGAAAUGGACUUAUUUCAAGAAUAAGUGGAACCUGCUCGAGUUGGCCAUCAUCAUUCUCAGCUGGAGCGCCCUGUGUGUUUUCAUCAAGAGGACUUUACUCGGGAACAGAGACAUGAACUAUUACCAGAACAAUAAAGAGCAAUUCGUCAGUUUCCAUGAAACAGCCAAGGCCGAUGCAGUGCUUGGAUAUCUGAUUGCCUUUCUGGUACUGCUGGCUACAGUCAAACUGUGGCACCUGCUGAGACUGAACCCCAAGCUGCACAUGAUUACAGCCACACUGCAGCGAGCUUGGACUGAUAUUUCAGGCUUCCUGGUGGUCAUGACCAUCAUGUUUCUGGCCUACUCUAUUGCUUCUAACCUGAUGUAUGGCUGGAAGCUGUACUCCUAUAGGACUCUGCUUGAUGCCGUGCAGACCAUGGUCAGCUUGCAGCUUGGUAUUUUUAACUAUGAAGAGGUACUGAACUACAAUCCAGUGCUCGGUGCUUUCCUCAUCGGGUCCUGCAUCGUGUUUAUGACCUUUGUGGUGCUGAACCUCUUCAUCUCCGUCAUUCUGGUGGCAUUUACUCAGGAGCAGAUACAUCACAAGCCAUCAGAAGAGGAUGAGAUUGUGGACCUGAUGCUAAUGAAAAUCUGCAGUUUGUUUGGAAUCAAAUGUAAGAAAGAAGGAGGAGACGGCCUGUCCGGGAGGCCAGAUACUUCCUCUGCGCCAAAUAACACAGUCUUGACUGUUUCUUCUGGGAAUAUUCGUGAUGGAUGAUAAGUGGGACAGGGAUAGAAGGUUAACAUUGUGAGACCCAUCAAAUGCUUUGCUCUAGUUCCUGCUUGCCUUCAUUAGCGUCAUUUAGUUGUCAUGUUGUUGUUGCUUUGUGACUAAAUGUUUUACCCCUUGCAAGUGUCUGUAUAAGCUUUUUUUCUGUGCUGCUGCAGAGCUGGAAACAUUGUACGAGAAGCUGAUGCACUGCAGAUGCUAGAAACUGAGGUGAUCCUUAUUUUAUUCACAUAUGAGGCACUGUAUGUAGAAAUCAGUUUGUUGUGAUAAAAGAAAUAAAUUAGCAUUUAUGUGA
Oreochromis niloticus (Nile tilapia) is the source of this 6729-nucleotide messenger RNA. Its product is annotated as polycystic kidney disease protein 1-like 2. The coding region runs from base 192 to 6422 and encodes 2076 amino acids. Gene Ontology annotation, cellular component: membrane. Gene Ontology annotation, biological process: detection of mechanical stimulus. The transcript has 35 exons. Gene Ontology annotation, molecular function: calcium channel activity; protein binding; calcium ion binding. Lineage: Eukaryota; Metazoa; Chordata; Actinopteri; Cichliformes; Cichlidae. The record is from RefSeq and is a predicted model, not a curated record.